This is a messenger RNA of Peromyscus leucopus (white-footed mouse), 2857 nucleotides long. It is a transcript of the gene Drd4, whose product is annotated as dopamine receptor D4. Gene Ontology annotation, biological process: adenylate cyclase-activating adrenergic receptor signaling pathway; adenylate cyclase-inhibiting dopamine receptor signaling pathway. Gene Ontology annotation, molecular function: dopamine neurotransmitter receptor activity, coupled via Gi/Go; G protein-coupled receptor activity. NCBI's taxonomy places the organism in Eukaryota, Metazoa, Chordata, Mammalia, Rodentia, Cricetidae. The record is from RefSeq and is a predicted model, not a curated record. The coding region runs from base 17 to 1186 and encodes 389 amino acids. Gene Ontology annotation, cellular component: plasma membrane. The transcript has 4 exons.
AUUCAGCUGUCGCGCCAUGGGGAACGACCACGCCGUCCACGACGGGGAGCUGUUGGCCGGGCGUGGGCCAGAGUCCCUGGGGACCGACGCCGGGCUUGGGGGCGCGGGCGCGGCGGCGCUGGUGGGGGGCGUGCUGCUCAUCAGCAUGGUGUUGGCGGGGAACUCGCUCGUGUGCGUGAGCGUGGCCUCCGAGCGCACUCUGCAGACACCCACCAACUACUUCAUCUUGAGCCUGGCGGCCGCUGACCUCCUCCUCGCAAUACUAGUGCUGCCUCUCUUUGUCUACUCCGAGGUCCAGGGUGGCGUGUGGCUGCUGAGCCCCCGCCUCUGUGACACCCUCAUGGCCAUGGACGUCAUGUUAUGCACUGCCUCCAUCUUCAACCUGUGCGCCAUCAGCGUGGACAGGUUCGUGGCUGUGACGGUGCCGCUGCACUACAACCGUCAGGGCCAGCGCCAGCUGCUGCUCAUCGCUGCCACGUGGUUGCUGUCCGCCGCGGUGGCUGCGCCGGUGCUGUGCGGCCUCAACGAUGUGCCCGGCCGCGAUCCAGCCGUGUGCCGCCUGGAGGACCGCGACUACGUGGUCUACUCGUCCGUUUGCUCCUUCUUCCUGCCCUGUCCGCUCAUGCUACUGCUUUACUGGGCCACUUUCCGCGGCCUGCGGCGCUGGGAGGCAGCCCGGCACGCCAAGCUGCACAGCCGCGCCCCGCGCCGACCCAGCGGCCCCGGCCCGCCGGUGUCCGACAGUGCUCCGGGCCCCUUCUUCCCAGACUGUCUGCCCCCCUCACCCAGCCUCCUGCAGAGCCCCAGCGGCUCCAGCCGGCCUGAGCCAGAUCCCUCUCAGGGACUCUGCGGCCCGGAGUGUCCGCUCCCCGAUGCAGGGCUCCCGCAAGCGCCAGCGCCAGCGCCGCCUUCCCGCAGAACGAGGGGCGCCAAGAUCACGGGAAGGGAGCGCAAGGCAAUGAGAGUCCUGCCCGUGGUAGUCGGGGCCUUCCUGAUGUGUUGGACGCCUUUCUUCGUGGUGCACAUCACGCGGGCGCUGUGUCCGGCUUGUCUCGUGCCCCCUCGCCUGGUCAGUGCCGUCACCUGGCUAGGCUAUGUCAACAGUGCCCUCAACCCCAUCAUCUACACCGUCUUCAACGCCGAGUUCCGCAGGGUCUUCCGCAAGUCUCUCUGUCUCCGCUGCUGAAAAGGUCACUGGUGUCAAGCAGAUCCAAGCCUGUGUGCGGAGUACGCUGACCCUCAUUCGUCUGAUUAAACUAAUUAUUUCCUAAUCAUUUACGAAGGCUGGGGGUCGGGGAGGAGCAAGGAAAAGAGGAGGGGCUUUGUUUUGUUUUGUUGCGUUUUGGCCUGGAUGUUGGGACCGGCUAACUCCUGCCUUUGAGGAUGUUGCCGGCUCAGUUCUAGGCGGCUUCUGGUCUCUUCUGUCCCAGGAGAGGUGGAAGAACUUCAGUUGGCUUAGUUUAACCUCAACAUGUAAAGUGACCAAGUGACUAGCUGGGAAAGGAGCUAGAGAAAUUUCCCGGGCGGCCGCUGGGUCCUGGAUCCUGUCCAGGGCAGCUCUUGCUCCUUGGAGAGCUAGGCAGGGAGGGCUCUGCUGUUAUUGAAGGGGAAGGAGCACCAUUUUGGGAGUUUUCUUGAGUACAUAGCUUCCUGCCAGCCUCUCACCAGGAGAUACCCAAAUCUCCCCGUUUCACUAAGGUGCCCUCCCACUCAGGCCCACACAGGCCAUCUUUACCCCAUGGAUGUCCAGCAGCAGGGUUCAAGGCAGGACUUGAGGGACCCAAGCAGCUCCUGCGCUCUUUGGCCAGGGCCCAUCCCAUCAAGAGAUGACUCCCGGCAGGGACGACUCACCCUAACACUACCCCCUCCUGUCAUGGGAGAGAUGUAAGUCAGGACGGCUGAGGGGGUUCUUAGAUUGGGGUUCCACACCAACAGCAACAGGCACAAAGUGUCAUACUCUGUUCUCAGGAUUGAGAAAUGACAAGCUAUGAGAUCUACAGCAGUUAAAAUAGUCCUUGUUGGGUAAGGAGCAAUUAAUUCCCCAGGACCGAGGGCGCUAUGGCCUCACUGGGCUCUGGCAGCUCGAUGCUCCCUGCUGGCCUCUGUUGAUGUCUCAGGACUAGCAAGCUCCUGGCGGGGAGGUGUCAACGGAGUCAUGGGUUCAUAUUUGUCCACACACUGUCUAACAUUAGUGGAAUUGGGGCUCCCUUAAGUUUUACCCCUCGAGACCCUGGAAUACCAAAUGCGCCUGCCCUUUGCUGACUCCCACUGGAAAGUUCUGCAGAUAAAAAUGUACGGCUGAAUUCAUGUGAGUGGGGCAGAAGUCACUGGAAGCUUGAUGCAGCUUGGGGAACUGAACCCUAAGUGCCCAUGUCCUGAGACCCUUUGAGUUUCUUCCUUAGAGGAAAGGGAAAGAAUAAAUUGAAUCAAUUCCACUGCUCUUGAAUGGUCACCCUCUCAAAACCAUCUUGGUGUUCUGGGACCUUCACACAGUGCCACUCCUUGGGGGGGGGGAAGACAUCCUGGCUGCCCCCUGCGGGCUGUCCUGUGGUUAGCAGUGACUGGCCAUUUUCCUGUUAAGGUGCGAUGACUUUGCCAAGCUGUCAGUGUGCAAACUGAGCUGUGCUGUGUAGCCUCAGCCUACUCUGCAUGGCCUUGGUGGCUGGUUAGAGCUGAGAGCUACUCCGCCACCAGAAAGCACUUCCGGGAAAGAAGGGCAAGGCCCAGGCUUGAUUCCGGCAGAAAUAAACAGGGUGGUCAUGAAGACCUUACUCAAUGGGAAGGGCCUCAGGCCUGAGGCCUCCAGGUGUGCCUGGCUCACUGAUAAGCCUUGGGGAGAAGGUGGGGACCCCAGAGA